AUGUCGUAUUUAAACGAAUAGAAUGUACUCAAGUAUAAUUUAUUUAAAGCCCUGAAUGAUAAUAGGGAAUAUUAGAAUUUACCUCCUAACAAAAAAAAAGCAUUAGAGAAGCUUAGUUCUAUCUAAUUGAAUGAAUAGUAAGACAAGAGCACAAUUAUCAAUCCAUCUAUAAGUUAAUGGCAGGAAAACCUCAUUUAGACUGUCAAAGAAAAGCAUUAGUCUGAAGAUCUUUUCAUUUAGUAACUUGAAAAAAAUGAGCCUAUCCUCUCUCCUGUUCAAAAAAAAAAAAUCGAGAUUAAUAAACUAGCCAUUCAGAAGGCUUAUUAACGUAUUAAAGAAAGGAAUGUUAAAGACAAAAUGGAUAAAUAAUAUAAUUCAACAAAUGUGUCAAAUUAAAACAAUUAGGUUUAGGUUCCAGAAACUCAUUUUUCCUAUAGUAGAACACUAAGUAGUUUAAAAGAGUUUAAGCUUAAAGAAUAUAACAAAAACUUGAUAAAAAAAUUAAUAGAAAAGUAAAAUCCUAUGUAAAUGAAGACCUCUCCUUCGAAUAAAUAGUUAUUUCAAGCUAGUUAAGUAUAAGAAGAGAAUGGAGCAACAAUAAAUACAACAAAUUACAAUAGCUUAGAUUAAAAAUAACUUGCAUUUAAUGAAUUUUAAAGGAGCUAAAGAGGUUAUUUAAAUUCUUUAUAAAGUACUAAUGAAAAUUAUAAUGGUGGUUAAUUAUUGAAUAGCAAUACAGAAAGGGAAUCUUCUUUAACUGCCACAGUUACAUUCAAUCAAACCUUAAAUCCUUUACAAAAUAAUUAGCAUAAAAUUGAAAAUCUUGAAGGUAAUUAAAUAAGCUUAAGUAAAAGAUAAUCAUCUUUUAAAAAGCUUAAUUAAAAUACUAACCACAAUUCUAAUUUUAUUACAACUAUGGGUUAAUAAUUUUUGAUGAGAAAAAGUCUUUAUGAGCAAUCAAAAAUAGAGGAUUUACAAAUCGUAUAGAAUCAAGCUUAGUUUUCUACCAACAGAAAAUAGCCUCAGAAACUAGUUUAAAGGAUCAUCAAAUCUAAAAACAAAUCCCUUAGAGAUUUAACUCCAGAAAUUUAUCAGAGUUAAGUAAAGGAAUAGAUGCAUAGUAGAGACGGUGACUUUAAUUCUAGAGUGAAUAAAUAUUUACAAAAUUUCUAAAACAUCUAAGAAAAAAACUAAUCUGAUAGCAAUUUAUAGUAAUUUAGAAUAUAUUAAACGCCUAGAAGUCAUUAACUUAAAUAGAGAAGUUAAAAGAAAAAUUUAGAAUCAAUAUAAUUUUAUGGAUUACCAACAAAUAAAAACGAUUCUGAUUAAAAUUAUUCUUCAUAAUUCUGUAAUGUGAAAUUACCAUUGUCAUGUAAAUAAAAAAUAGGAGGUUCACCAAUGUACAUUCAGAGAACGAAAUCGAUUACACUUUAAUUAACUAACAACAAUAACUUAAACCAUUCAGGUAAUCAUACCCCUAAUAAAAUUUCUGCUAAAUUUAGAUAAGCUUUCAAAGAAAGUAUUGAGAGACAUGUUAGCAGGGAGAAUGAGCAAAUAGCUGAAAUAUAAAAGCUAUUUUAAGACCCAUCUACUUAAUCUUUAAUUCAACAAAUCAAAGAUAAUGUUCAAGCAAAAUAGCUUAGCAACAACAACAAACACAUGCAAUAAUUUUUAAAAGAAAAUCCUUAAAUAUUUUCUCAAAAUAAAAAUAGUCAUUUGCAAAAGGAAAUUGUAUAAUAAGAUAAUUCCUCAGUUGAAUGGUUAACCAGCUCUAGAGCUUAGUAAAAUAGUCUAAAAUUUACUGAAGAAGAAGAAGAAAGUAUUUAAAAUAUAGAUACAAAACUUGUUUUUGAAAAUUUGCCAGUAGAUCAACAACUUAACGAGUUAAACUAUCUCUAAAAAGCCAUGCUAAACUCCCAAUAACAUUAAAUAACAAAAUUUAUAUUUUCUGAAAACCAUUUUAAGAGAAAAAACUAACCUCAGUUAGAAAAAAAAAUAUUUAAAGUCUGA
Tetrahymena thermophila SB210 is the source of this 2010-nucleotide messenger RNA. RefSeq lists its product as hypothetical. The transcript has a single exon. The record is from RefSeq and is a predicted model, not a curated record. Lineage: Eukaryota; Ciliophora; Oligohymenophorea; Hymenostomatida; Tetrahymenidae.